Molecule: messenger RNA, 674 nt
Organism: Westerdykella ornata
Lineage: Eukaryota; Fungi; Ascomycota; Dothideomycetes; Pleosporales; Sporormiaceae
Exons: 2
Coding region: 102-470 (122 amino acids)
Source: RefSeq, a predicted model, not a curated record
AAGUAUAAGAAGCCCAUUGUGCUACAGCACUUCGACCACAACAAGCAAUCUUCACUUGUGCUUGACUUGAAACUUCCCUUUACACCCUACGUACAGCAAACAUGCAACUCAAAUUCCUCUUCCUCUCCGCUCUCCCCACUCUUGCCCUCGCGCAGGGCUCACCAGGCAGUCCCGACUUCUACAACACCGUCGCCGACAUCUUCUCCGGACGUAACUGCGAUGCCGCCACCUUCGUCUGGGCGGAUCCCAUUUUCGGCACUGGCGGCACUUGUCAGCUUCUGGAUCGGAAUAACAACACGCCGGAUAUAUACAGUUAUAGGAUUACUUCUCAGUACCCAGGGUGCUCUGUCAACUUGUAUGUCACGGACGAUUGUUCGGGGACUGCGUUUCCGGCGUCUGUGGGCGAGUGCGUUUCGGCUCCGCAGGGGACUCCGUUUGUGAGGGCUUUCGUGCAGUGUCCGUUUUCGUGAGUGGUGGAGGGGCUAUGGGAUGGUGGUCUCAGUCGAGGUCGUGCACUGCGAUGAAUACUUGGAUGUGCAUGGACUACGGACAGUUUUAGAGUAGAGUCAAGUGCAUAUGUACUCAAAACUCACGUGUGUAGACCUUGGAACAUCGUAUUUGCCUCAUGCAACAGCAUAGUCUUGCAACUUACAGAACGACGGCCUAGGUAGCGG